This is a messenger RNA of Babesia ovata, 489 nucleotides long. RefSeq names its product DNA internalization-related competence Rec2 with Metallo-beta-lactamase superfamily domain-containing protein. The transcript has a single exon. The record is from RefSeq and is a predicted model, not a curated record. Bases 1 to 489 code for a protein of 162 amino acids. NCBI's taxonomy places the organism in Eukaryota, Apicomplexa, Aconoidasida, Piroplasmida, Babesiidae.
AUGGGUUUGUUUGAUAGAAUAUCUGGGUUUGUUACGGCGGGGAUAAAGGCGGCCCGAACAACUUUCUCGGGGGCUGCAACUAGGGGCAUCGGGAAUUUGGCAGACAGUGCCUUGGAGGGCCUCGACGUAGCAACUAUCAAAGAUGCGCUGGAGACACCAAGUGUGCAGGAGCUUGUGGACAGCGUCAUUCAGACGGUUAUGUGGCACGUGUGGAUAUCAUAUGUUAUUCCAAUGAUGUUGAUUAUGACUUUCUUUUUCGCCUUAUUUUUCGCUGCGUUCGUAUAUGGAUGGCUGAAUAGGUGCUCGGCAGGAUUCAUGAGGUUUUUCACAAUGAUUGCGGAAAUGAUAAUGUACGGUUACUGGAAAUCAAAAAAAUCGGUAGAUGCAUUUUGGGCUGAUUACAGUGAAAUUGACGAUUCUGGCCUCCUCUCCAAAUUUAGAGGCCACAGAUACCUGCCUGCGGCAUACGCUAAGUGCAAGCUUCGUUGA